Molecule: messenger RNA, 5716 nt
Organism: Meriones unguiculatus (Mongolian gerbil)
Lineage: Eukaryota; Metazoa; Chordata; Mammalia; Rodentia; Muridae
Gene: Cacna1s
Product: calcium voltage-gated channel subunit alpha1 S
Biological process (GO): calcium ion import across plasma membrane
Cellular component (GO): membrane; voltage-gated calcium channel complex
Molecular function (GO): high voltage-gated calcium channel activity
Source: RefSeq, a predicted model, not a curated record
UACAGGCUCAGUCAGGCCCAGUCCCCAACGUGGGGGCAUUGGGGACACAGGGAGGAGAGGGCAGCGGGCUGGGGGAGCAAGGGAAAGGAAGGGUGUUGGGGAAGCCAUGGAGCCGUCCUCACCUCAGGAUGAGGGCCUGAGGAAGAAACAGCCCAAGAAACCUGUUCCUGAGAUUCUGCCGAGGCCACCCCGGGCCUUGUUCUGCUUGACUCUCCAGAACCCUCUAAGGAAGGCCUGCAUCAGCAUUGUGGAGUGGAAACCCUUUGAGACCAUCAUCUUGCUCACCAUUUUUGCCAACUGUGUGGCCCUGGCAGUGUACCUGCCCAUGCCUGAAGAUGACAACAACACUCUGAACCUUGGCCUGGAGAAGCUGGAGUACUUCUUCCUCAUCGUCUUCUCCAUCGAGGCUGCCAUGAAGAUUAUAGCCUACGGCUUCCUGUUCCACCAGGACGCUUACCUGCGCAGCGGCUGGAACGUGCUGGACUUCAUCAUUGUCUUUCUAGGUGUCUUUACUGCGAUUCUGGAGCAAGUUAACAUUAUUCAGACGAACACGGCCCCCAUGAGCAGCAAAGGAGCUGGCUUGGAUGUGAAGGCCCUGCGAGCUUUCCGCGUGCUCAGACCGCUGCGGCUGGUGUCAGGGGUGCCCAGCCUUCAGGUAGUCCUCAACUCCAUCUUCAAGGCCAUGCUCCCCCUGUUCCACAUAGCCCUGCUUGUCCUCUUUAUGGUCAUCAUCUACGCCAUCAUUGGGUUGGAGCUCUUCAAGGGCAAGAUGCACAAGACUUGCUACUUCAUUGGGACGGACAUUGUGGCCACAGUGGAGAAUGAGAAGCCAUCACCCUGUGCUAGAACGGGCUCUGGGCGCCCCUGCACCAUCAACGGCAGUGAGUGCCGAGGAGGCUGGCCAGGGCCCAACCACGGCAUCACCCACUUUGACAACUUCGGCUUCUCCAUGCUCACCGUGUACCAAUGCAUCUCCAUGGAGGGGUGGACAGAUGUCCUCUACUGGGUCAACGAUGCCAUCGGGAAUGAGUGGCCUUGGAUCUAUUUUGUCACCCUUAUUCUGCUGGGUUCCUUCUUCAUCCUCAACCUGGUGCUGGGUGUCCUGAGCGGAGAAUUCACCAAGGAGCGAGAGAAAGCCAAGUCCAGGGGAACCUUCCAAAAGCUCCGGGAGAAGCAGCAGCUGGAGGAGGACCUUCGAGGCUACAUGAGCUGGAUCACCCAGGGCGAGGUCAUGGACGUGGAGGACCUGAGAGAAGGCAAGCUGUCUCUGGAUGAAGGGGGCUCAGAUACAGAGAGCUUGUAUGAAAUCGAGGGCUUGAACAAAAUCAUCCAGUUCAUUCGGCACUGGAGGCAGUGGAAUCGCAUCUUCCGCUGGAAGUGUCAUGACCUCGUGAAAUCCAAGGUCUUCUAUUGGCUGGUGAUCCUGAUUGUUGCCCUCAACACCCUGUCUAUUGCCUCAGAGCACCAUAACCAGCCACUCUGGCUGACCCAUUUGCAAGAUGUUGCCAACCGCGUGCUGCUGGCCCUCUUCACCAUCGAAAUGCUGAUGAAGAUGUAUGGCCUGGGCCUGCGCCAGUACUUCAUGUCCAUCUUCAACCGCUUCGACUGCUUCGUGGUGUGCAGCGGCAUCCUGGAGAUUCUGCUGGUGGAGUCGGGAGCCAUGACACCCCUGGGCAUCUCAGUGCUCCGCUGCAUCCGCCUUCUUAGGCUCUUCAAGAUCACCAAGUACUGGACGUCGCUGAGCAACCUGGUGGCCUCACUGCUCAACUCCAUCCGCUCCAUCGCCUCCCUGCUGCUGCUACUCUUUCUUUUCAUCGUCAUCUUUGCCCUGCUGGGCAUGCAGCUCUUUGGAGGUAGAUAUGACUUUGAAGACACGGAAGUACGGCGCAGCAACUUUGACAACUUCCCCCAGGCCCUCAUCAGUGUAUUCCAGGUCCUGACGGGUGAAGACUGGACCUCUGUGAUGUACAAUGGGAUCAUGGCCUACGGAGGCCCAACCUACCCUGGUGUGCUCGUGUGCAUCUACUUCAUCAUCCUUUUUGUUUGUGGCAACUACAUCCUGCUCAACGUCUUCCUGGCUAUCGCUGUGGACAACCUGGCAGAGGCAGAGAGUCUGACUUCUGCCCAGAAGGCCAAGGCCGAGGAGAGAAAGCGCAGGAAGAUGUCUAAGGGUCUCCCAGACAAGUCAGAAGAAGAGAAGUCCAUAAUGGCUAAGAAGCUGGAGCAGAAGUCCAAGGGUGAAGGCAUCCCUACCACCGCCAAGCUGAAAAUUGAUGAGUUUGAAUCUAACGUGAAUGAGGUGAAAGACCCGUACCCUUCAGCAGACUUCCCAGGGGACGAUGAAGAAGAUGAGCCUGAAAUCCCAGUGAGCCCCCGACCACGCCCCCUAGCUGAGUUGCAGCUGAAAGAGAAAGCAGUGCCCAUUCCAGAGGCCAGCUCCUUCUUCAUCUUCAGCCCCACCAAUAAGAUCCGUGUCCUAUGUCACCGCAUUGUCAAUGCCACCUGGUUCACCAACUUUAUCCUGCUCUUCAUCCUGCUCAGUAGUGCUGCACUGGCCGCUGAGGAUCCCAUCCGGGCCGACUCCAUGAGGAAUCAGAUCCUUGAGUAUUUUGAUUAUGUGUUCACUGCUGUUUUCACCGUGGAAAUCGUCCUUAAGAUGACCACCUACGGAGCCUUCCUGCACAAAGGCUCCUUCUGCCGCAACUACUUCAACAUCCUGGACCUGCUGGUGGUGGCUGUGUCACUCAUCUCCAUGGGCCUCGAGUCCAGCGCCAUCUCUGUGGUGAAGAUCUUGAGGGUUCUGAGGGUGCUACGGCCACUCCGAGCCAUAAACAGAGCCAAAGGGUUGAAGCACGUGGUGCAGUGCGUGUUUGUGGCCAUCCGCACCAUCGGGAACAUCGUGCUGGUCACCACCCUCCUGCAGUUCAUAUUUGCCUGCAUCGGAGUCCAGCUUUUCAAGGGAAAGUUCUACAGCUGCAAUGACUUAUCCAAGAUGACUGAAGAGGAGUGCAGGGGCUACUACUACAUAUACAAGGAUGGAGACCCCACGCAGAUAGAGCUGCGUCCCCGCCAGUGGAUACACAAUGACUUCCACUUUGACAAUGUGCUCUCAGCUAUGAUGUCACUCUUCACAGUCUCCACCUUUGAGGGUUGGCCUCAGCUGCUGUACAAGGCCAUUGACGCAAAUGAGGAGGACACAGGUCCCAUCUACAAUAACCGAGUGGAGAUGGCUAUUUUCUUCAUCAUCUACAUCAUCCUCAUUGCCUUCUUCAUGAUGAACAUCUUUGUGGGCUUUGUCAUUGUCACCUUCCAGGAGCAGGGAGAGACUGAGUAUAAGAACUGUGAGCUGGACAAGAACCAGCGCCAAUGUGUACAGUAUGCCCUGAAGGCCCGCCCACUGAGGUGUUACAUCCCCAAAAACCCAUACCAGUAUCAGGUAUGGUACGUCGUCACUUCCUCCUACUUUGAAUACCUGAUGUUUGCUCUCAUCAUGCUCAACACUAUCUGCCUAGGCAUGCAGCAUUACAACCAGUCAGAACAGAUGAACCACAUCUCAGACAUUCUCAAUGUGGCCUUCACCAUCAUCUUCACCCUGGAGAUGAUCCUCAAGCUCAUAGCAUUCAAGCCCAGGGGCUAUUUUGGAGAUCCCUGGAAUGUGUUUGACUUCCUAAUUGUCAUCGGCAGCAUCAUUGACGUCAUCCUCAGUGAGAUCGAUACUUUCCUGGCCUCCAGCGGGGGACUGUAUUGCCUGGGUGGAGGCUGCGGGAACGUUGACCCAGAUGAGAGCGCCCGCAUCUCCAGUGCCUUCUUCCGCCUGUUCCGGGUCAUGAGGCUGAUCAAGCUGCUGAGCCGGGCAGAGGGCGUGCGCACCUUGUUGUGGACGUUCAUCAAGUCCUUCCAGGCCCUGCCAUAUGUGGCUUUGCUCAUUGUCAUGCUCUUCUUCAUCUACGCGGUCAUUGGCAUGCAGAUGUUCGGGAAGAUCGCCUUGGUGGACGGGACGCAAAUAAACCGCAACAACAACUUUCAGACUUUCCCUCAAGCUGUGCUGCUGCUCUUCAGGUGUGCCACAGGGGAAGCCUGGCAAGAGAUCCUGCUGGCCUGCAGCUAUGGAAAGCAGUGUGACCCAGAGUCUGACUACCUGCCCGGGGAGGAGCACACGUGCGGCACCAACUUUGCUUACUACUACUUCAUCAGCUUCUACAUGCUCUGCGCCUUCCUGAUCAUCAACCUCUUUGUGGCUGUCAUCAUGGACAACUUUGACUACCUCACAAGGGACUGGUCCAUUCUGGGCCCUCACCACCUGGAUGAGUUCAAGGCCAUCUGGGCUGAGUAUGACCCCGAGGCUAAGGGCAGAAUCAAGCACCUGGAUGUGGUGACCCUGCUGAGGAGGAUCCAGCCCCCUCUGGGCUUUGGGAAGUUCUGCCCACACAGGGUGGCAUGUAAGAGGCUGGUGGGCAUGAACAUGCCCCUGAACAGCGAUGGCACGGUCACCUUCAAUGCCACACUCUUUGCCCUGGUGCGCACAGCCCUCAAGAUCAAGACGGAAGGCAACUUUGAACAAGCUAAUGAGGAGCUGAGAGCCAUCAUCAAGAAGAUCUGGAAGAGAACCAGCAUGAAACUCCUGGACCAAGUCAUUCCUCCUAUAGGAGAUGAUGAGGUGACGGUGGGGAAGUUCUACGCCACAUUCCUCAUCCAGGAGCACUUCCGGAAGUUCAUGAAGCGCCAGGAGGAAUACUAUGGGUACAGACCCAAAAAGGACACAGUUCAGAUACAGGCUGGAUUACGGACCAUAGAGGAAGAGGCAGCUCCUGAGAUCCACCGUGCCAUCUCAGGAGACCUGACGGCAGAGGAGGAACUGGAGAGAGCCAUGGUGGAGGCUGCCAUGGAGGAGGGAAUAUUCCGGAGGACUGGAGGACUGUUUGGUCAAGUGGACAACUUCCUGGAAAGGACCAACUCUCUGCCCCCUGUCAUGGCCAACCAAAGACCCCUCCAAUUUGGUGAGAUAGAGAUGGAAGAACUGGAGUCACCCGUCUUCUUGGAGGACUUCCCUCAUAACCCGGGCACCCACCCGCUUGCUCGUGCCAAUACCAACAACGCCAAUGCCAAUGUUGCCUGUGGCAACAGCAGCCAUAGAAACAGCCCAGUAUUUUCCAGCAUCUGCUAUGAAAGGGAGUUCCCAGAAGAGGCAGACACGCCUGCCAGAGAAGGACCCUUCAGGCAGCCCUGCAGGGUUUCUGGACCUCAGAGCAAAUCUGGUGUGGAGAAACUGAAAGGACAGGUGGCCCAGAGAAUGUCUGGAGGCCAGGUGCCUCCUUCCCCAUGCCAGGCAGAGCCUCCUGUGCAGGAAGAGAGAAUGGGCACCUUGCCAAGAUCUCUGGAAACACCCCACAACAGGAACUUUGAGGAGAGAGUUCCAAGGAACGCAGCUCACAGGUGCACAGCUCCAGCUACUGCAGUGCUGAUCCAGGAGGCUCUGGUUCGAGGAGGGCUAGACUCCUUAGCAGCAGAUGCUAAUUUCAUCAUGGCAACUGGCCAGGCCCUGGCAGAUGCCUGCCAGAUGGAACCAGAGGAAGUAGAGGUGGCAGCAACAGAGCUACUGAAGCAAGAAUCUCCAGAGGGCAGGGCCAUCCUGGGAGGCUUGAGCCUCAGGCCCUCCCUGGGCAGCCUAAGACAGCACCGGGGCUCCCAAAAGUUCCUUAUUCCUCCCAGGUGUUAG